CUAGGGAUUUGAGGCCAGCCUCAGGAAUUUGGCGAGGCCGUGUCUCAAAAAAUAAAAAGGACUAGGAGUGAAGGUGAGUGGUGGAUCACUUCUGGGCUCAAUCCCCAGUACCAAAACUAAAACAAACCCGCGUUCUGCUCUUGAAAAUGYUUAUCUUCACCUUUCACUUUCUAAUAAACACCUUCAUAUGUUCUAAAACUUGAUGCUUUCUUAAAUUCUCUUCUGCAAUGUGUCAAGAGCCUGGAAGGUCUAAGUAAACGUCUCCUCGAACCCUCUUACGGUGACACCCUCAGGUCUUAGCUCCACACACACGGGCAUUCCUUCACUUCCCCUUGGGUCCCCCACCACCACUAGUUAUACUCCUAUCCACUAGCAGAUGCUGUUCCCAUCUGGACCAUGCUUCUGUCUCUUCCAUAUAACUCCUGUUUGUCCUUCAGAUCGCAACAGAAGCCUUAAAUCCUUAGGACGAACUUUAAAACUCUGACCAAGUCGAAUAUCAUCAUUACACUUCGACAUUUGUUGCAUGAUUAAUAGGUUUUCUUUUACUAGACAAUUCCAGGAAUAGACUGCUUCGUUGUCUCACUUGCACGGAGCUCAUAGCUACGCAUCAAGAAUACUUAGAAGAGUAUUUUUUGAUUUGAAAGAGUGAGAAUGCAAUCAACGCCCACCCUUACACUGCGCUUCUUGGAGGGACGUGUCGUAAGGAGUCGCGCAUUACAAGACGUCACUUCCGCCCGGAAGACUCACGGAGAACCGCUGGAAUUCCUGUCACUUCUCAGUAUUUCCGUGAAUAUGGCUUUACCGCCCUUCUUCAACCCGGGUCGCCCGGGCCCGCCGCCCCCGCAGCCACCGCCUCCUACUCCUUUCGGCUGUCCGCCACCGCCGUUGCCCUCCCCGGCUUUUCCGCCGCCUCUUCCCCAGCGGCCCGGCCCUUUUCCGGGGGCCUCUGUCCCCUUCCUCCAGCCUCCGCUGGCUCUGCAGCCUCGGGCCCCCGCGGAAGCCUCCCGCGGCGGCGGCGGCAGCGCUUUCUACUCGGUGCCGCCACCGCCGCUGCCUCCGCCGCCGCCCCAGUGCCGGCCCUUCCCGGGGACCGAUGCCGGCGAGCGCCCGAGGCCACCGCCUCCAGGCCCGGGGCCGCCCUGGAGCCCACGCUGGGCUGAGGCGCCGCCGCCGCCCGACGUGCUUGGGGACGCGGCCCUGCAGCGCCUGCGCGACCGGCAGUGGCUGGAGGCGGUGUUCGGGACCCCCCGGCGGACGGGCUGCCCGGUGCCCCAGCGUGCGCCCGCCGCGCCCAGCCUAGGCGACGUACGCGCGCGGUUGCGUGGUGCUCUGCGCUUGGUGCGGCGGCUUCGUGGCCUGGGUCAGGCCCUGCGCGAGGCGGAGGCCGACGGCGCGGCCUGGUCCCUAUUGCAUGCCCAGGCCGCGCCGCUGCGCACCGAACUGGCUGAGCGGUUACAGCCACUGUCCCAGRCCGCCUAUAUGGGCGAGGCGCGGCGGAGGCUAGAGAGGGUCCGGCGCCGCCGGCUKCGGCUUCGCGAAAGAGCCCGGGAACGCGAGGCCGAGCGGGAGGCGGAGGCCGCGCGGGCAGYGGAACGCGAGCAGGAGAUUGACCGCUGGCGGGUCAAGUGCGUACAGGAGGUGGAGGAGAAGAAGCGGGAGCAGGAACUCAAGGCUGCUGCUGAUGGAGUCUUAUCUGAAGUGAGGAAAAAACAAGCAGACACCAAAAGAAUGGUGGACAUUCUUAGAGCUUUGGAGAAAYUGAGGAAACUGAGGAAAGAAGCAGCAGCAAGGAAAGGGGUCUGUCCUCCAGCCUCAGCAGAUGAGACUUUUGAGCACCAUCUUCAGCGACUGAGAAAACUCAUUAAAAAACGCUCUGAACUAUAUGAAGCUGAAGAGAGAGCCCUUAGAGUUAUGUUGGAAGGAGAACAAGAGGAAGAGAGGAAAAGAGAAUUGGAAAAGAAACAAAGAAAAGAAAAAGAGAAAUUUUUACUUCAGAAACGUGAAAUCGAGUCCAAGUUAUUUGGGGAUCCAGAUGAGUUCCCACUUGCUCACCUCCUGCAGCCUUUCCGACAGUAUUACCUCCAAGCCGAGCACUCCCUGCCAGCACUCAUCCAGAUAAGGCAUGAUUGGGAUCAGUACCUGGUGCCAUCCGAUCAUCCUAAAGGCAACUCCGUUCCCCAAGGAUGGGUCCUUCCCCCGCUCCCCAGCAACGACAUCUGGGCAACCGCCAUUAAGCUGCAUUAGGAAAGAUGCUCCAGGAGUGUGGUCCAGCCAACGCUCUUUCCAGCUCUAAAUAUUAAUGAUGUUGCCAUCUUGUGCUGUAGACUAAACCAUAACUGCUAAACUCCCUGUGUCAAUGCCCUAGCCUAAAGUUAUGCUUUCUUAUAUGCUCUGUCCUGGCCAGAGGUACCUCUUGAAUCAGGAGAUUAAUAUUGUUCUUCGGGAGGGGCUGGGGAUAUAGCUCAGUUGGUAGAGUGCCUGCCUCACAUGCACAAAGCCCUGGUUCAAUCCCCAGCACCACAAAAACAAUAUGGUUCUUCAGRAAAGGACCUAGGUGAAUUGAGGUUAUUACCAUAGGUAGUGACCUUGGUUCACUAAAUUUGCCUCUGUUUUGAGGGGCUUGGUCUAGAGUGACUAAUUAAUUUAGUCUAGCUUCCUUGUAUGGUGAUGGGUAAGUAUACUCAAUACACUUAAAUACUCRGAACAAGUGUGUGCUGGGUGGAUUUAGCAGCCCGUCACCAAUAACUGAGCGUAAAGGCAAGCUUGAUGCAAAAACCUUCUUACCUUCCUAUCUAGAGAACACUAAUUCCCUGGGGUAAAGGUCAAAAGCCUUCAGCUUUCUUAAUCCUAGUUUUUGUGCAGCUUGGGAGAUGGCAAGUUAAGAAGAUGGCAGUGGCUACAGGCUGGGCUGCCAGAAAACAUGAUGGCCUAGUUUCAGUUGUCAUGCAGAGAACUUAGAAAAUCUGAAGAGUACCCAUAUUCAAAUUGGAUCAUGUUUUAGUGGACAAUGACUGUAUUUUCCUCAUGUUCUCCGUUCUAGUGAAACCAUCUGAUUUUUUAAGUUCCUAGGAGUCUAGUUUUUUCAGAAUCUCUCAGAAUAGAAAUUUCUCUGUGGGAGUGGGACCUUAAUCUCACUCAGUCACAUUGUAGGAGGCUAGUUUAGCUGUGGAAUUUUCUUAGGAACUCAAGCUUCCCAAAACAUCCAUGUAGUCAUAGUUGGGAGAAAAGGAAAUAAGAAUGACAAAAUUUAUUUUUUAUAUUCACUAAUAAAUGCUGUUGAGAUGAUCUGUCAUAUAACAUGUCAACUUUUGUUUUGGUUUGUUUUGAUUUUUGCCAAUUUUGUUAUUUAAUU
Messenger RNA from Urocitellus parryii (Arctic ground squirrel), 3352 nucleotides. It is a transcript of the gene Pdcd7, whose product is annotated as programmed cell death 7. NCBI's taxonomy places the organism in Eukaryota, Metazoa, Chordata, Mammalia, Rodentia, Sciuridae. Gene Ontology annotation, cellular component: U12-type spliceosomal complex. The record is from RefSeq and is a predicted model, not a curated record.